Rhagoletis zephyria (snowberry fruit fly) is the source of this 1015-nucleotide messenger RNA. It is a transcript of the gene Ent2, whose product is annotated as Equilibrative nucleoside transporter 2. Gene Ontology annotation, cellular component: plasma membrane. Gene Ontology annotation, biological process: nucleoside transmembrane transport. Gene Ontology annotation, molecular function: nucleoside transmembrane transporter activity. The record is from RefSeq and is a predicted model, not a curated record. Lineage: Eukaryota; Metazoa; Arthropoda; Insecta; Diptera; Tephritidae.
GUAAAAUAAUCUGUAAAUAUUGCUGUAAUUAAACUUAAUACGGGCGUAGAUUUUUGUUUGCAUUGCAUUGGAUUCUUACACUUAAUUUAACAACGUUGUAGGAGAAAAUUUUUAUUUAUGUGCUAAUGUGCAUUUAAGUAGAUCACGAUAAAAGAAUUUACCGUUGCAGAAGUUGUUUUCAUAAACUAAGAUGGAACCACCAAAGGACAAAUGGAAUUUUGUUUUGCUAAUAUUUGUUGUGCAUGGCAUAGGUACUUUAAUGCCGUGGAAUAUGUUCAUAACUGCCAAAAGUUAUUUUGUGGACUAUAAAUUAGCUGAUGGAAUAAACUCUACUAGCUCUUCGACCUACGCUUCAAACUUUUUGCAAUAUCAUAACUUCGCCGCACAAAUUCCUAAUGUAGUAUUUAAUUGGUUAAACAUAUUUUUUAAUUUAGGAGGUGAUUUAACGAAGCGAAUUGUUUUCAGCAUAUUGCUAGAAUUAGCUCUUUUUAUAUUAACCGUAAUUUUCGCUAUGAUCGACUCAUCCAAUUGGCGUGGAGCCUUCUUUUGGACUACUAUGAUCACUGUUGUUCUUUUAAAUAUGGCCGGAGGAAUUUAUCAAAAUACAAUUUACGGAAUGGUUGCUACACAUCCGUUUAAAUAUACUGGAGCCGUAGUUUUGGGAUCAAAUAUAUGUGGACUGUUUGUGUCGAUACUGAGCAUAGCAAUCACGUCUAUAUUUCCAUCGAAACGGACUGCAGCGAUUUAUUAUUUUAUCACAGCUAUGGUCGUUUUGCUUGCAUGUUUUGACACGUUUUUUGCAUUGCCGUUAAACAAAUUCUACAGAUACAAUCAGCUUUCGGGAAAGUCAGACGAUGAACCUGAGAAACAUAAAACCGCUGCUAUACCAUAUUGGGAUAUUUUCAAAAAAACAUCUUUGCAACUAUACAAUGUGUUCUGUACUUUUUUCGUGACUUUAUCGAUUUUUCCUUCAGUACAUUCAGGUAAGUUUUUUACUAAUGCUGUGAACCCUUAA